AUGGCUCACAUUACAGUAUUAACAGCAAAGUCUACUUUUAAAUUGGAAAAGUUACCACCAACUGUUGGAGCAACUUCGCAACACUCCUAUAGAGGAUAUUUUCAGCUUCAAACGUGGUUUGGAAACAAAAGAACUGCAACCAACUGGGGUUGGAAAGAAAGUAUUGCAAAUAAUUCAAAAAUACGUAUACCUCGCUUUACAAUAGCCUUGGUCAUCCCUGAAGAAUUGUUAAAAACAAUCUCGUGCAGAUGCGAAACCAGUUUUAAAGGUAACAGAUGUGGGUGUCAAAAACAUCGCAGGAUGUACCGAGUUAUGUACAAAGUGUCUGAAAAUUGUAGUGACUCUGAAGAUAUUUCAACUGAAAUUAAGCAGCCAAGUCUUUUGCUUCAACCUGGAAAACCAAUUACCAGAGGACUUUAAUAACAGAGAGGAAAUAAUUAGAAAAGAUGAGCAAGAAACCGAUUUUAAUCAAGGGUCGGACGAUGAAGAUCAAAUGACUGGCGGCAAAAAGAGCAAGAAUGAACUAGUAAAUUAAUUUUUUUCAUCCAUUUUGAUAUAAAAAAUCUGAAUUUUUAAAUACAUCCAUGAAUUCAUUAAAAUUUAAAAAUAUUUCAUUAGGCAAUCGAUUCUACUUUAACUGGAACUAAUUCGUCAAAACCUCAGGAUAAAAUAUUUGGAUAAAACUUAAAAACAGGUCGAUUUACAUUUCUUGUGGGAUUUCAAGUAAUAUUAAAAAAAAUUCAUCCCUUUUAAGGGGUGAAACCUAACCCCACUUGAUUUUUUUUAAAUGGGAUGAUACUACUUGUUGGAAAGCUGUUUUAAAAAGAAAAUUGACUGCAUUUUUUCUCAUUUCAAUUUUAUAGCGAAUAAUAAUAUAUAAAUAUAAAUGUAAAGCUGACCGACCUUACACAAAAAUCAAAAUUGGAACUUUAGGUAGGUUAAACACGUU
Messenger RNA from Psylliodes chrysocephalus, 949 nucleotides. NCBI's taxonomy places the organism in Eukaryota, Metazoa, Arthropoda, Insecta, Coleoptera, Chrysomelidae. The record is from the annotation of a GenBank genome assembly.